This is a messenger RNA of Oryzias melastigma (Indian medaka), 2647 nucleotides long. It is a transcript of the gene hbp1, whose product is annotated as HMG-box transcription factor 1. Lineage: Eukaryota; Metazoa; Chordata; Actinopteri; Beloniformes; Adrianichthyidae. Gene Ontology annotation, molecular function: protein binding; RNA polymerase II cis-regulatory region sequence-specific DNA binding; DNA-binding transcription factor activity, RNA polymerase II-specific. The record is from RefSeq and is a predicted model, not a curated record. The transcript has 11 exons. Gene Ontology annotation, cellular component: nucleus. The coding region runs from base 220 to 1575 and encodes 451 amino acids. Gene Ontology annotation, biological process: regulation of transcription by RNA polymerase II.
UAAACAUUUCAGCCAAUGAAAUCGCCGGAAUGCUGUUAUUGACGUGUGUCUCCACCAAUAGGAGUCCUUCUGUGGUAACAUUCAUUUCCACCCUUCGACUGAAUCCGAGAGUUUGUGGUAGGCGAUAGGUAUGUGUUCAAUGGCUCAGAGUCUGAUUAUGACAGCGACAUAAGUGUGCUUUUGCUUUUGGAAGAAGAAACAAGACAAUAUAUUGUGACAAUGGACGAGUCCUUUGAUCCUCUGAAAUGCAACGAGGACCUGUCUCCAUCCCCUGGGUGCCACAUGGAUUAUGAUGAUAUGCCAGACUUGCAGGAGGUGGAGGAGGACCAGAGGUCUCAGGGCUUGUUCCAGGUGGGAGCUGUGUCUCACCAGGAGCUCAGCGGCGCCCCGAACACCAACUGGCUCGCAGAAUUGGCCAAAAUUGCCACCAGUCCUCAGAGUCCUCUGCUAAAGGAUGCUCCACACAUAAGGUCAUCUCCAGUUCACAUCUUUGGCAACAGCAAUAGUUUACAUUCCUAUGCCCGGCCCCCAUUAGCCAGCAGUGCACCCAACCCGUCCAGAGGCCACCUCAGGGAGCGCAGACGUGUCAGGGCCAGCAGUGAAUCUGAGUCUGGAGUUUUUUCAAUGUCCUCGUCGUUUUCUGAUGAUGAAGACAUGGCCUGGUCUCACUCGUGGCCCUCGACAGCCUGGCACUGCUUCCUGAAAGGGACUCGCCUACGUUUCCAUCGAGGUCCAAAUGUGGAGUGGCAGGAAGCUGACGAACUCGGGGAUUCAGACGAUGAGUCAGAUGAUGAAACUAUGAUGCCGUCCUCGUUCUCUCUUAAGCAUUAUGGCUCAGAUGGACUCAAGUUGGUGAGUCAUGAAGAGACGAUUUCUUUUGGCCAGGCGGUUCUGAAGCUGACCUUUGACUCAGGCUCCAUGGAAAAGGGCCUUCUGACAGCCGAGUGCAGACUGGACCAUCCGUUUUUUGUCAAGAACAAAGGGUGGUCUUCAUUUUAUCCAAGCCUUACAGUGGUGCAUCAUGGGAUUCCUUGCUAUGAGAUGCACCUUGGAGAUGUGUGCCUGCCACCAAACCACCCAGAUUCUAUCAACUGUGAUGACUCCGUUGUCUUUGACACGUUCAGAAGUUAUGACUUCACCCCCCUGGAUUCCUCAGCCGUGUACGUCUUGAGCAGCAUGGCCCGCCAGCGAAGGGCGUCCCUGUCCAGUGGGGGGGCCGUCAGUCCAGACUGUGAGAAGCUGGAGCGCUCCUGCUCCCCACAGUCUUCCAGUAGCAAAUCAAGCAGGAGCCACAACUCAGGGACGGCCAGCGGCGCCACACCCACAAAGUGCAAGCGGCCGAUGAACGCCUUCAUGCUCUUCGCCAAGAAAUACAGAGUGGAAUACACCCAGAUGUAUCCUGGGAAAGACAACCGAGCCAUAAGUGUCAUCCUGGGAGACAAGUGGAAGAAGAUGAAGAAUGAGGAAAGGAGGAUGUACACCAUGGAGGCCAAGGCUUUGGCCGAGGAGCAGAAAAGAAUCAACCCGGACUGCUGGAAACGCAAGCGAACCAACUCGGGUUCCCAGCAGGUCUGACGGUCCCGGCAGAACCCAGCAGCUGGGAUUCUAGCGUGGAGAGACGUCCCGCGGACCGCUCUGUCUCCUCCAUCGCCUGUAUUCUCCAGACUCGACUGUGAUGCUUUUGUAACCUGGAACGUAGUGACAGAAGAAAAACCCCAAAAACAAAGAAAUAUAUUCAAGAUUAUGUAAUCCAGUCACUAACUACAUAUAUUUUCGUAUUCGUUUGUUUCCCCUUGAACAACGCAUUAAGCCUUUCUUCUACUUCAGGUCAUUGUGGGGGAUAAAUAAGUCUGUGGUGCUUCAGCGUAAACGGAGCAGCAUUUUAUACUAUUAACUGUAUAAAUGGGAAUUUUAAAAGACCCUUUUUCUACAAGUGUUCAUAUUGAUAUUUGUACGAUUCAAUAUGCUGCACAGAACCGUUUCCCUUUCAUACGCUUUGUAUUAGAGUCUAUAUUCCAGCGAGUCUCUUACGGCGGCCUGCUCUCCGGCUUGUGAUGCAGGUCCUCUCUCAGCCACACGGCACCGCGCCGCGAGCGUUCACCCUCUCUGCACUUUACGUAAAUAAGCAAACCGUCGCAGUUUUGUAUUCUGGCGACGACACCACAGGUUCUGACACAAUCAUGGUCCAGCUCCGCUCCGCUCUGCUCUUCAGGUUGCCAUUGAAUUUUAAGUGCUUUCUCUGUUUUGUACAGGUUUGGACCCGACGACGACCUCUUGCACAAAAUAACCUUGUAUCAUAUUAUAAAUAAUUUUUUGUAAAACUCCUCAACAAAGUGUGUGAUUCUGUUUCUUUCCACUAGAGGGCUUUACCCAUAGACAUACAUUUACUAGACACUGCUUCAUCUUGAGUCUUGGAAAAACAUGUUGAGACUCAAAGGGUAUUUUUUUUUUCCUAAAAGUGUCUCUCGUUUAUCUGAUUUUUCAAGUUUUCUCUUUUUUUCACACAUAGUUAACAGCAUAGAUUGAAUAAAGGAGACUUCAUUAACUGGGAUGUAUGGUGACUGAGACCAUCACAGCAAAAACAACAACAUAAAAAAAACAGUAAAUCAGCAAACAAAAAAAUGAACUCUGCAAAAAUAAAAAGAAA